AAAAUUUGGCUGUGUGUGUGUGUCUCUCUCUCUCUCUUUCUCUCUCUCACUCUCUCUUUGCUCCACAUCUCUUACCCUCCCUUUCUCUUUCUCUCUAGAGUCCUCGGGCCACACAUAACUCUACCUGAAGUCAAACACGGAGAGGGGAGCAGAAAGGUUUAAUUUGACUCCGUUGCCAUGUUUGCUCUUAGCUGUUACCUAUUUGUUGGACUGUUAUGUCAAAGUUUGGGCCAGUACUAUGACUACGAGGAGUACUAUCCCCCUUCGGGACCUGAGGUACUAUCCACUGCCAGUUGUGCCCAAGAAUGUGACUGCCCAAUUAACUUUCCCACAGCCAUGUACUGCAACGACCGCAACCUGAAGUUCAUCCCCAUCGUGCCAAGUGGAAUCAGUUACCUCUACCUGCAGAACAACAAUAUCGAGGAGAUCAAAGCCGGCGUGUUUGAUAAUGCCACCGACCUUCGCUGGCUUGUUCUCGAUCACAACCACAUCACCAGCGACAAAAUCCAGGCGGGUACCAUUGAUAAACUGACCAAACUGGAGAAGCUCUUGUUCAGUCACAACAAUCUGACCAAACCCCCAAGCCCUCUGUCCAAGUCUUUGGAUGAGCUGAGGAUGACAGACAACCAGCUCACCUCAUUUCCGUCCGGCACUUUGUCUGGUAUGGAGAACCUGACCACCAUUCACCUAUCCAAGAACAAACUGACCACGGAGAGCAUCACGGGUGCCUUCAAAGGUCUGAAAUCUCUGGUCCUGUUGGACGUCAGUGAGAACAAGCUGAAGAAACUUCCGGCAGGAGUCCCACCUUCGCUGUUGAUGCUUUACGCUGAUAAUAAUGAAAUCGACAGCAUCCCUAAUGGCUACCUGGCUAAGCUUCCAGCCCUGCAGUAUCUGCGGGUUUCCCACAAUAAAUUGGUGGACUCUGGAAUCCCUGCCGGCGUGUUUAACGUGUCCUCUCUCCUCGAGCUGGAUUUGUCGUUCAACAAGCUUAAGACCAUCCCGGAAAUCAACGAAGCCCUCGAGCACCUGUACCUGCAGGUCAACGAGAUAGAAAAAUUCGAGCUACUGAACAUCUGCAAGUUCAGCUCCCCCGUCAACUACUCCAGACUGAAAACCCUGCGUUUGGAUGGAAACAACGUCACGCACCACAUGAUGCCAGACGACACCUCCAACUGCCUACGCAUGGCCUCGGAGAUCAUUUUUGAAUAGGGUCACCAUCAUCUCUGAUGAGUCCCGUCAUUUGCUCAUCAAAAGCUCAUAUUAGACAUCAACAUGUACUUAUUCAUGACCCUGGUAAUCACAUCUUUGCAGAAAAAUGCUGUUUUUUGCACAUUGAUGACAAUGUUUAGUUUCCAAAAUAGGCUGCAGUUGCUGAAAAUUGAAAAUCUAGCGCAUAAUAAAUCACAGUUUUGUAUGAUGCUGUAUAAGAGGUUGUAGUCUUUUGAAAAAGAAACUUUACUACCUGUUCAAGCUUUGCGCACAUAUAUUACGAUCUAAAGAGAAACACAGGUGUAAAUAAACGUAGUUUCGUAUAAUUUCACUUUAAUUAUUUCGCAUGUUAAACACCUUAAUCGCUCGAAAUGUCCUAUUAUUGUAAUCAAUGUUAUUGAUGGCUGAAAAUUCUUGUUUAUGUUUUCAUUUGUGUUAAGAAAUGUAGCGGAGCAAAUUUUCUUAGCUCAAACUUUCUUCGUCAAACAACGUGCUUUAUUUAACUAUGAGAAAUUGCAGUGCCAAAUUGCAAACCAGUAGAAGCUGCCAACAUGUAUACAAUAUUUUAUUUGCAUGCAGUUCAUCGUACCUGUUUGUAACUUGAAAUUGCUUAAAAUUUAUGGCAACAGCAUUGGAUUUUUUAUGUACUCGGUAAUGCAAUCAAAUCACUGAAGACCAGGAUCACAGUAACGUUGGCACAUACUGUUAUGUAAAAGAUCCUUGAUUUUUGUUUAGUGCAAACCAGUUUGUUCAUCUUUGAUAAAAUAAACCAUAUUUCUCAUA
Messenger RNA from Paramisgurnus dabryanus, 1992 nucleotides. RefSeq names its product lumican (gene lum). Lineage: Eukaryota; Metazoa; Chordata; Actinopteri; Cypriniformes; Cobitidae. Gene Ontology annotation, molecular function: protein binding. The record is from RefSeq and is a predicted model, not a curated record.